AUGGUCUCACUACCCGAAUUCAUCGGCCAGAUUGCUACUCUCCAGUACCUGCACCUCUAUGCUCUUGAUGAGCUCAACGUUCUUCCGGAUUCCCUCGGCCUCCUCUCUGGGCUGAUGGAGCUGAGAAUCGUUGACUGCUGGGAGUUGGAGGGUUUCCCGCAGUCUGUUUCGGCCAUGGGGUCCCUGACCAGCCUCGUUCUCGACGGCUGUGCUGUCAGGGCGCUGCCCGAAGACAUCGGGCAGCUUCAAAACUUGACUUUUAUGAAGCUGUCUUGCUCCAAACUCGUGGAUCUGCCCGAGUCUUUUGGGCAGCUUGGGAAGCUGAGGGGGCUGAUUCUGCAUGCGUGCUACGACCUGGGUGAACUCCCGGCCUCCUUCUCCAACCUCGCUUCACUGGAAGUACUGGAGAUAUAUGGCGCGCCCUAUCUUGAAGAGUUGCCUCUGGGGUUUGAGAACCUGCCGCAGCUGAGUAGACUGGAGCUGUUUAACUGCGCCAUUGGGAAACUCCCUAACGGGUUUGGAGGCCUGGGGAACUUGAAAGUAUUUAAGAUCGGUGCCAGGGAUAACCUGAGCGACCUGAGAGCGCUGAAAGCACUUGUUCUAGAGGAGUGCCGUGAAAUGUCCCUUCUUCCUGCCUGCCUGCCCGACCUCUCAAAUCUCGAACAGCUGACCAUCAAGUCUCUCCCGCUACUUACCCACCUGCCUGAAAACCUCGGGCAGCUGAAGGUUCUCAGCUUGCAUGUGAAAUCAUGCAAGGACUUGCAAGGCCUUCCUCCUUCCCUCACUCGCAUGACCUCCCUAAAAUCCCUGAGCAUUUUCGACUGUCCCCGCAUCACCAGCCUACCAGAUUCCAUCUCCACCCUCUCCCACCUCGCAUCUCUGAAGCUCGAGCACCUGCCUGGUCUGCACCAUGUCCCCCCCACUCUCCCCCUCCUCCCGUCCCUUGUCAAUCUUUCGCUACGAGGUUGCACUGGUCUACGUGACCUGCCCAACGACUUGGGCAGUUUGUCCUGUCUGAGGGAGGUGGAUCUGGACGGGUGUUCGCAGCUAGAGUGGACCUCUGACACCCCCCCGGUCGCCUGGUUCCUGUCGAACCUCCCCGGCUACCGCACUGGUGUGAACCCCCUCCUCCGCGGUGUCGAGGUCGGCCUUGCUCACGGCUACCUCCUCGUCGGCCCCUUCGUCUGCACUGGUCCUCUCCGCGGCACUGAGGUUGGCCAAGUCGCCGGUACCCUCGGCGCUGCUGCUCUGGUCGCCAUCCUGUCCAUGUGCCUGACCGUGUACGGCAUUGCCUCGUUCAAGGAGGGUGCUCCCUCCACCGGCUCCACUCUGACCCUCAGCGGCCGCACGAAGGAGGCUGACAAGCUCCAGACUGCUGACGGCUGGGCUUCAUUCGCUGGCGGCUUCUUCUUCGGUGGCCUGUCGGGUGUCGCCUGGGCAUACAUCCUGCUCUACGUUCUGGACCUGCCCUACCCCGUCAAGUAA
Messenger RNA from Closterium sp. Naga37s-1, 1485 nucleotides. Lineage: Eukaryota; Viridiplantae; Streptophyta; Zygnematophyceae; Desmidiales; Closteriaceae. The record is from the annotation of a GenBank genome assembly.